Colossoma macropomum (tambaqui) is the source of this 1855-nucleotide messenger RNA. It is a transcript of the gene tm4sf1, whose product is annotated as transmembrane 4 L six family member 18. Gene Ontology annotation, cellular component: membrane. Lineage: Eukaryota; Metazoa; Chordata; Actinopteri; Characiformes; Serrasalmidae. The coding region runs from base 549 to 1139 and encodes 196 amino acids. The record is from RefSeq and is a predicted model, not a curated record. The transcript is spliced from 4 exons.
UGUUGGAAAAAUAUCUGAUGGACUACCAAUUGUGUUAGACAUAUUAUCACUGUCAUAACAAAAAACCUAUCUCUGACAUGGCAACUUUACAGGAGAAGAAAGAAACGUUCUUGACUUACAAUUUAUGUUAUUGGAAAGAGAUUAUAUUUAAGAUUAUACUAUAUUUAAGUAAUUUUGGACCGUAAAAGACAAGCUCAGGACCCUUACCCCCAAGCCUCAGAGAGUUUGUGACGUUCUCUAUCUGAUGGCUUCCUUCCCUUACCCUGUUGGGGUAUGUAGUAAGUCAUCCUGGCUGCUCUCACUGCUUUCCCUGCACUACAAGUCAUACUGCCCAAAAUGGAAGACAUUGCAUCAUAUCCCUUACAGCAGUCCUCAGCAGUUUGUGGGGAUGUGUGGGUGCAUGGGAUGGAGGGGGAGGGUCUCUUAAAAAGCUUACACUUCUCUUCAGCCUCCCUCAGUUUCCUUCCUGGAUUACAGCUGCAGCUGCUUGCCCGAGUGUGGGAGUUAUUGGCUUUUCCCUCAGUUCUCCUCUCCCUGCUUUUGGAAAGAUGUGUUCUUUGGGGUUUGCCCGGUCUCUGGGCUUCGCCCUCAUCCCACUGGCCACCUGCUGCAUAGUGGCCAAUGUGCUGCUCUUUUUCCCAGAUGGACAGAUGGAUUUUGUGAAGGAUAACCAUUUGACCAAGUAUGUGUGGUUCUUCAUGGGAAUCGGAGGUGGAGGUAUAGCUAUGUUCAUACCUGCCAUUACUUUUUUGUGCAUGGGGAAGUGCGCCAACUCCUGUGGAACUGAGAGCUGUGCGAUGUGUGGCUCUGUGCUGGCUGCUCUCAUUGGACUGGUUGGCUCUGGAUACUGCUUCUUCAUCUCAGCUGUCGCCUUGCUAAAUGGGCCAUUUUGCUUCACCUCGUUGGGAUGGAGAUCUCCCUUUGAGAGUGAUGGGCCAAAAUACCUGUUUGCGAGAGAAAGCUGGUCUGAGUGCAUACAGCCUGUUCACAUUGUGGAGUGGAACGUGACAUUGCUCUCCAUCUUGCUAGGCCUCAGCACCCUGGAGUUCCUCAUCUGUGUCGUCCAAAUCGUCAGUGGACUAGUCAAUGCUGUGUGCAGGCCCUGCUGCUAUAAGCAGGAAUAUAGCCUGAACGCUUGAAGAUACAAGGUGUAUCCAUGCAGUACUCCCCAACAAACACCAAAAUUCUAAUGUUGGACUACUGACUUUCAGAACAUUUAGAAACAGAACAGACACACUACACUGUGACAAUCUAGAACCCUCCAGUAAUCACAGGCAACGUUUGAAUUUGGCAGUGUUUAUUGGGGACUUUCUAGUUCAGUGUAGUAUGGGCUUGAGGAACUGUGUAAGCCCAGCUGGAAGAAGUCUGCUUCUAUUCAUCAGUCUAAUAUCAUUUUCAAACAAUCAAGUCCAGUAUCAGAUUCCCACUCUCUUUCAGUCAGACCAAAGGCUGAUGACGCCAUUACAUAAGACAAGAGUUUGUAAAAUUACAUACUAUUGAUUGAGUCCUCCUCAUUGAGACACUGUAACCAUAGGGUGGGGUAAAUCACAAGAAUUCAAUUUUUGUCCAGAAAGAAACUGUUUCAAAUGUGUUUUGCCAGUUUUUGUUGUACACUAUCCAGACUGUAACAUGUAUUUUGUUAAAGACAAAUGUAUUUUUUAUGAAGUAUGUUUGUUUUGUAUAAGUGUCUUCAUUUUGAGAAAAUGGCAUUGUAACUUAUUUUUUAAUCUUUAAGUGAAAUAGACAAAGACAGUCACGUCAGAAUGUUAUUUUCUAUAUUUAGGAAAAUUUGUAUUAUUUUUAUAAUGUUUGUGCUGGCUUAAAAUGAAUAAAUGUGUUACAAUUUAGAUAUUAA